Molecule: messenger RNA, 1059 nt
Organism: Grosmannia clavigera kw1407
Lineage: Eukaryota; Fungi; Ascomycota; Sordariomycetes; Ophiostomatales; Ophiostomataceae
Product: cop9 signalosome complex subunit 5
Exons: 2
Coding region: 1-1059 (352 amino acids)
Biological process (GO): protein deneddylation
Cellular component (GO): COP9 signalosome; cytoplasm
Molecular function (GO): metallopeptidase activity; deNEDDylase activity; protein binding
Source: RefSeq, a predicted model, not a curated record
AUGGAUGACCCGACCAGUCUCUGGAGCGAUGGGCUAGACUGCAAACUGGAUCCGGUUCGUGAUGCGCUUUACAAUUAUGACGCCGAUGCCCAAAAAGCCAUAAAUUCCGAUAAGCCGUGGGCCAGAGAUCCCAACUACUUCAAAUCUGUCCGAAUCAGUGCAAUUGCUCUGGUGAAAAUGGCCAUGCACGCUCGCUCAGGAGGCUCCAUUGAAAUCAUGGGAUUGAUGCAAGGCUACGUGGAUGGAACUGGCCUAGUUGUAACUGAUGCAUUCCGGCUACCUGUCGAAGGAACAGAGACUCGCGUGAACGCCCAAGACGAAGCAAAUGAAUAUCUCGUUGAAUAUUUGAAACUCUGCCGUGAUCAAGGGCGCAUGGAAAACGUUAUUGGAUGGUAUCAUUCUCAUCCUGGCUACGGUUGCUGGCUGAGCGGCAUCGACGUUGGCACCCAAGUGAUGCAGCAGGCCUUCAAUGAUCCGUUCGUCGCCGUUGUCGUUGAUCCCGAUAGGACGAUAAGUGCUGGGAAGGUGGAGAUUGGUGCCUUUAGAACUUAUCCCGAUAGCUACAAAGCAUCAGAGAAUGGUAUGGCUGUCAGUUCUGAUGGCUUCCAGGCGGUACCGCUCAGUAAAGCGAGCGACUUUGGUGCCCAUUCGAGUCGCUAUUACAGCCUGGAGAUUGAGCAUUUUAAAAGCUCACUUGACGCACACCUUCUCGAACUGCUCUGGAACAAAUAUUGGGUACAGACACUCUCUCAGAGUCCGCUUCUCACGAGUCGGGACUACGGAAACAAGCAAAUGCUCGAUCUUGGACACAAAAUCAAAGAUGUGACAGCCAGUAUCCAGAGGUCUGGUCGCGGUGCUGCACAGGCUGGCGGAAGUGGGUUAACAGCGGCAUACAGCGCUGGGCCAGCCGGAAAGUCGUUACACCAUGCUGCCGAAAAGGUUGAGCAUAACAGCAAGACGCUAGCAGCGACACAGAGGUCGGGGUUGAAGGCUGGCGAAGUUAAAGCUAGUAUAUUCUGUGGGGGUUCUGAAGUCUGCACAACUAGUACAGGACCGUGA